GGAGGGCUCUUGAGCGCGUAAACCGUAUCCCUUCAUUCAUCAGGCCGUUUCCUGAAGCCAUUUCUCGACGGGGGAAACGAGAGUUGCGCUACUUUUUAAUCCAUUGCAUCUGCCUAAAUGCACGUACACGAGGACAAAUAUUUUGCAAAAGUCGAUGAUUCAGACUUUUAUCUUUGCUUCGGUCUGAAUAUUUUUGUAACUAUUGCGGUGGAUUAGCAACCAGAUCGGCUUGAAAGUGUCGAGACAAGAAAAGGGGCUACCCGAGAACAAGAUGAGAAGAGGGAUCUCUUCGGCUCCGGACAAAGUGAUUUUAACAGGCGUUGGGGGCUCACAUCUCGACAAUAAUAUCAUUUUAACAGCGCUCUCGGAUCGAUUAAACCCAGCUCAAGCCAAUGCUACUUAUAUCCAAAUAAUAACUACACCACCGCCUUGCAACGUAACACAGACCUCAAAUGUAUGUUUAUCUGAGCCCUCGAUAAACAACAUUUACACCACUCCACAACAGGCUGCAGCAAAUGGAAGUGGACAUCGACCCGCAUUAGGAAGGCCGCCGGCCAAAAGGCGGCUAGCCCUCGAUGAUUCUGACCACCAGUACCAGUCAGAACCGUCAAGAACUCCAAAAGGUAGAGGAAGUGCUACAUUAGCCAUUGGAGCACAUUUAAAGACGCCAAAAACGCCCAAGUCUCCACCAGAGAGGACGCGGUACGACACCUCUCUGGGACUCUUAACAAAGAAGUUUGUGGACUUGCUCGCCCAGUCUGUUGACGGAGUUUUGGACCUAAACCUUGCUGCAGAAACUUUACAGGUGCAGAAAAGAAGGCUGUAUGACAUCACUAAUGUACUCGAGGGUAUUCACCUCAUCAAGAAGAAAUCAAAAAACAACAUUCAAUGGAUGGGCUGCAGUCUGUUGGAGGUUGAGGGGUCACUGAACCAGAGACAAAGACUGACAGCAGAAGUUUCUGCGCUGGCGGAAGAAGAGCAGAAACUUGAGCAACUCAUUCAGAGAUGCACCCUGGAUGCGAGGCACAUGAGCGAGUCGCCAAGCAACGAGAAAUAUGCGUAUGUGACAUGUGAGGACAUCAAUCAACUGGGAAACCUUCAGGAUCAAACUGUUAUUGUUGUCAAGGCACCCACGGACACGAAACUAGAAGUCCCAGAUCCUGAUGAGAGUCUAUCCAUUCACUUGACCAGCACCAGAGGUCCUAUAGAGGUUCUAUUGUGUCCAGAUGAGAAUGACCACAGUAGUCCGGUGAAAAAUGGGAGCAUGGACAUCAAUGGGAACUCGCCUUUCCUCAAAGUCUUUCAAGAGACCACCAUCCCGACCACGUCUCCUGGCCCCAACACUGCUGUGUCUGUCAAUUCUCUCUCGCCAAUCUCGUCCCAAUUCACCAGUCUUCUCCAGCAAACGGAAGACCAGAUGCCCUCAUCCCUGGGGCCUUUCUUGAACCUGGGGCCUCCCCUUCUGGAGCAAGACGACUAUCUUUUAGGAUUGGGAGACGACCAGGGAAUCAGCGACUUGUUUGACACCUGUGACUUUGAUAAAAUGCCCUCACUUGGCCUGGAUGAUCUCCUGUGUAGCUAGCGCUAGCUGAUCCAGAUUUUUGGUCAAGUGCAUUCGAUUAAGCUUGGAUGGUUGUGACUUUGUAGUAGGUAUAAUCCAAUUCUAAAUACAAGAAACUUAAAAAAAAAAAUAAAAAAGGGCUAUUUCCCCCCUCCAGUCCCCAGGCAGACAAAAUGCCAUGUUUACUCAUGGUGUCACAUGUGAAUUCAGGUGAAGAUGUCCCUUCUCAGGCUCUGGAAGGACUCCAGUGAAUCAUAAAGGUGAUUAGAUAUUUCAAAUGCUUAAAGACAAAUAUCAGUAAAUGUAUUAAGACCUGCAGAAUAGAAGACGCCACUUGACUUAGAAGUUGAGAUAAAUUCAAUGAAAUAGAAUUAAUGACACGAGCCACAAACAAUUUUUUAUCAGCAAAACUUGGAUGUUUAUCUCGAUACUUUUCAAGUACCAAAGACAUUUCUAUGCCUUAAAUGUCUUUUUUGUUUUUAUGACAGCCCUUUAACAGCAGUCGCAUCUGGCCUGCUGUGAACUGAAAUUCAUACAAAAUUUACUUAAUAAAUUUUGAUAACACACAAUGCUUGGGAUUGGAGUCCCAGUCACAGUCGGAUUAAGACUGGGACACAAUGACCACUUCACAUGACACACUAGGUUUUUUCUGCAGACUCGUAUAAAACACAGGUGAAUAGGUUGUGAUGUAGAUUUUAAAAGUUCUAAUUGGUAAAAUUUUGGUCAUACAUUAAAGCAACCACAUUGAAUUUACAAUAUAGCUCAUAAUCUAGAUUAGUUAAAUUUCAAAUUGCAAUGCCUGUAGAUUGUCUCUUCCUGCACCCAUUGGCUCAAUAUACAGUAUUUGAUGAUAAUUUGAUGGUAAAACUAAAAUCAUAAAUGUAACUCUUCUUCAUUGAAUACUGCGUGGCUAAGCAGGGAUUUAGUGGUUUAAGCAAUGCCUCCUGGAAGACAUUUAGAAUGAAAUAGAACACAAUUGUCUUGUCUGGAUCUGAAUCUCGGGAAACCUGCCGCUGCAGGUUAUAUUGCUGCUGUUUUUAACUUUUCCCCCAACCUGAUAGUGUUUGUGCAAUUGUGUAUGUUUACGUUAGAUCUUUGCUCAAGGGUAUGCCAUGUGUAAAUGGAUGGAUUAAUGUUUUUAUUAAAAAAUGGUCCAUGCACAAGGUACCAUGGGCAUCCUCUGGCUAAGUGUAUGACAAUACAGUUGAAAUUGGGCAUGACUAAAUGUCACCGUAGCUUAUUUUGUCAUCGGGAUACCUUGAUAUUAGCAGUAGAGAUCUUGUACAUGUUUGUAAUUUAUGUCACAUCUUUAUAUAAACUCAGUACUUUGAUUGGUAAGGACACAAUUGUUGCAGCGGUCAUUAGUCAUCCCAAAUUGUGUUCAGUCACUCUCCCUCACUGUGAGCUUUUUGAAUGGCCAUUACAAGACAUGACGGUCUCCACUGGACUAUGAUCAGUGACUUCUGUCCACUGCUGAAGUGUCUGGCUGCUUCUGCUUCUGUGACACUGUGUGUCAGUUUUUUACCUUUUGGGACUUUCAUUCAAAAAAAAAAAAAAAUUGAGUUGUCGGUUACCUGUUAUUUCUCACCCCCUGGCUUUUUCGGAUUAGGAAAUAACUGGUAUAUCUAGCAUUAGUACUUCAUAAGACCAUUUACACAUUUCUCAGAUCUUUGUGGGAAAGUAUGGCGGAGUAUUACGGCCACACUGAAGAUAAACACACAAGAGUAGAUUCACAGAAUUGCAAACAAAAAAAGUUCACAAUAUAUUGCAGCACAAACAAAUGACCUGUUUGGUUUCUUCUAUGAAUGUGAUGUGUUUGAAUAUUUUUUUUAAAAACCAGAUUGUUUGAGUAAAAGGUUGCCAAUCACUUGAUAAAAUAAGGUUUAUACAGGUAACAAAAACUUAUUUUUUUUUUUGGUCAGUGUCUUUAUCGUAAAUUCAUCAAUUGUUCAAAUCCUCACGGAGGAGGAUUAGCGCCACUGAAGAAAUAAAAAGGUGGCCAAAAUGGACAAAUUCUGAGAUUAAAGAAGUCUGAAAAAAAACUUUUGGGCACAUUUUUCCUCCUCCAGUGGCCCUAACCCUGUUCUGAAAUUCUGCCCAGUUUGUAAUACUACAACCUUUUCUCCAGGUCAUUGUUUUUCUUUUCAGAGUGGCCUUAAUUUGCCGUUUUGUACACGCUCAAAAUUUCAAAAUCAGGUCAUAAUUGUAUAUCUGCUUUUUUGUGUUUGAAAUCUGGUAAUCGGAAAGACUGCAUUUCCAUGGGUUUCUAAAGGGAAACAAUUUUUGUAGUGAACACUUAUAGCAUUGUUACCACAAGCUGAGAUGAUUUUCACUGUUGUAAAUGCUAUUUGUGCAGAUAGAAAAUAAUAAUGGGGAAAAUUUAAACGGCACUAUCCUUUUCUGGGUCCACCAAAUUUCACAUAAUUCAAACUGAAGUACUUGGUUAAGGUAAAUGUACGAAGAAAAUAUGUCAAAGCUGCCUGUAUCUAUUAAUAAGGAAAAAAAAAAAAGCUAAAAUAUGAAAGUUUGCUUUUUACAAUUUGGGAAAACGGUUCAUGGUGUGAUGUCUAAUGUUAGUGUUUUUCUUUUGAUGUGUGUUUAUAUGUUUAACAUCAGUUCAAUGAGGAAUUGUGGUUGUAAAUGCAUUGGGGGGAGGGUGAAAUGGGAUUUUCUCCUUUUGUACUGUCACACUUUGUAAUUGAAAUUUUGAAUAAAGGAAAUAUAA
Messenger RNA from Corythoichthys intestinalis (scribbled pipefish), 4286 nucleotides. RefSeq names its product transcription factor E2F3-like. The coding region runs from base 272 to 1582 and encodes 436 amino acids. Lineage: Eukaryota; Metazoa; Chordata; Actinopteri; Syngnathiformes; Syngnathidae. Gene Ontology annotation, molecular function: protein dimerization activity; DNA-binding transcription factor activity, RNA polymerase II-specific; RNA polymerase II cis-regulatory region sequence-specific DNA binding. The transcript is spliced from 8 exons. The record is from RefSeq and is a predicted model, not a curated record. Gene Ontology annotation, cellular component: RNA polymerase II transcription regulator complex. Gene Ontology annotation, biological process: regulation of transcription by RNA polymerase II.